AUGUCCUCAUCGUCAGACAGUGGACACCUCGACAAUCAUUAUGACAGCGACGACGGCAUGCACGUCGACUCUCCCGACGAGACAAAGCACCAACACGACCUACUAGAUGCUGACGGCGAGUCCGUCGACGAGGACGCCUAUUCAUCCAACAACCUCGCCGGCCACCACUCUGUGCCAACAGCGAGCGGGUCUCAUUCACUGCACGCUCAUUCUGACGACGACGACUCUGGCUAUGAAGACCGCGGCGAUGAUCAUGACGACGACGAUGACGACGGCACGUACGCCGACGAGGAGUACUCCACCAAGAAGCGGCCGGUCAAGAAGAAGAAACGCACAGCUGCGGCCGCAAGCACCAUCAGACCCAGAGCGCUUGUCCGCAGAGACUCGACAUCAGAUUCCGACUCAGACUAUGGUUCCCGCUCUCACAAGAAGAAGAAGCGGGCCCGUUCAUCGACUGACGAAGUCCGCGUUUCCAGCAGAGGCGGCAAGAUCCCGAACUACGUUGACGAUAUCCAAGACUUUGAGAAGUUCGAAGAAGAGGAGACUAUCCCCGGGUAUUAUGUUGACCCCAGUCUCCAGUAUGUCGAAGAGGACGAGAUCGAACAGGUUCUGGCGCACUGCAGAGAUGAAGGCCGCGAAGACGACCCCGAGGAUUUGUGGUUCGAGAAUGUGCGAUUCCAUAUCAAAUGGAAAGGCUUUUCCCACCUUCAUAACACCGACGAAACCUACGAGUUUUUGAAGCGAUUCAAGGGUCUGAAACGCGUCGAUAACUACAUCAAGGCGUACAAGUUAUGGAAAUCCAGGGUCGAGUCUCCGGACUUGUCAAGCGAGGAGAAGGAAUCCUUGCUGUUGGAGAAGGAGCGCGAGAAGGAGGAGUUGGAGAUGUAUCGGAUCGUUGAGCGGGUGGUUUUGCACAGAGAUAUCGGUGCAGACAUCGAGUACUUCUGCAAAUGGACUGGGUUGGGCUACGAGCACUGCACAUGGGAAGCCCAGAAGGACAUCAACCCCAUCGCCAGAGACCAAAUUGCCGCCUACAGGCAACGGGAAGCGGAAGCGAAAUUCCCUUACAGGAGCACCUACUAUCCCAGGAACAACCGGCCUCGCUUCAAGAAGAUCGAAACGGACCCUGAAUACAUCCGAGAAACAGGUGGUCAGCUCAAGGACUUCCAGCUGACCGGUUUGAACUGGCUCGCCUACAUUUGGAGCAAAGGCGACAAUGGUAUUCUUGCGGACGAGAUGGGUUUGGGCAAGACCGUCCAAACAGUCUCUUUUCUGUCAUACUUGUUCCAUGAGAUGAAUCAAUACGGGCCUUUCCUCGUCAUUGUCCCUCUAUCGACAAUCACAGCAUGGCAAUCGCAGUUUGCCACCUGGGCACCUGACAUGAACGUGGUUACCUACAUUGGAAAUGCCCCUGCCCGUGACGUGAUUCGCAGAUACGAGUUCGGCACACCUCCCAAGAAAGUCAAGAUGAACGUCUUGUUGACCACCUAUGAAUUGAUCUUGAGAGACGCGAAGGAGCUCUGUGAAAUCAAGUGGCAAGCCCUUGCAGUUGACGAGGCUCACCGUCUGAAAAAUUCCGAGAGUCAGCUGUAUGAAGCUCUUCGGUCUUUUUCUGCUGCUUCGAAGCUCCUCAUUACCGGAACCCCGUUGCAGAACAAUGUCAGAGAGCUAAUGUCGUUGAUGCAUUUCUUGAUGCCCGAUAAAUUCGCCCUCACCAACGAGUUCGACCUGAACGAUGCAGACCAUGACAAGAUCAAGGAACUUCAUCAGCAGCUUGAAUCGUACAUGUUGCGACGGCUCAAGCGGGACGUCCUUACCUCAUUGCCGACCAAGAGCGAGCGUAUCCUUCGGGUGGAAAUGUCGGCCUUGCAAACGCACUUCUACAAGAACAUUUUGACCAAGAACUUUGCCGGUCUUGUCAAGAGCGCCAAUGGAAACCAGAACAUCAGCUUGCUUAACAUCGCAAUGGAGUUGAAGAAGGCGGCCAAUCACCCGUACCUUUUCGACGGUGCCGAAGUAAGAACCGAUAACAACGAAGAAACUCUCAAGGGUCUGGUCAUGUCAAGCGGCAAGAUGGUCCUUCUCGACAAGCUCCUCGCCCGUCUCCGCCAGGACGGCCACCGCGUUCUCAUCUUCAGUCAGAUGGUCAGGAUGCUUGACAUUCUCAGCGACUACAUGACGUUGCGAGGGUAUCAGCAUCAGCGGCUUGACGGCAUGGUUGGCUCCGACCUGCGAAAGAAGGCUAUUGCCCACUUCAAUGCGGAGAACUCUCCUGAUUUCGCCUUUUUGCUAUCAACGCGUGCGGGUGGGCUGGGUAUCAAUCUCGAAACCGCUGACACUGUUAUCAUCUUUGAUAGCGAUUGGAACCCGCAGAACGAUCUCCAGGCGAUGGCGCGGGCCCAUCGUAUCGGUCAGAAGUCACACGUUAGUGUGUACCGUUUCGUCAGCAAGGACACGAUGGAGGAGGACGUUCUUGAGAGGGCCAAGAGGAAGAUGGUUCUCGAGUAUGCGAUCAUCAACCAGAUGGAUACGACGCAAGCGCACUUGAGUUCCAAAGGUCCGAAGGAUACUUCGAAACCGGAGGGCUUGAGCAGGGACGAGCUUACUGCCGUUCUCAAGUACGGUGCGCAGAAGAUGUUCGACAAGAACGACAACGAGCAGAGCCAGAAGCUCGCCGAGAUGGACCUCGACGACAUCCUCAGACAUGCCGAAGACCACGAGACCCAGACCGGGGUCGAUGGCGGUGCUUCGCUUGGUGGCGAAGGAUUCCUGUCAACGUUCGCCGCUGUCAGCGAUGUCAAGAACGAUAUGAGCUGGGAGGACAUUAUUCCUCUUGAGGAGCGCACUAGGUUCGAGCAGGAGGAGGAAGAAGAGCGCAGGAGAGCAGAAGACCUUGCUGCUCAUGAGUCCCGUGAACGGAAGCGCAGUCAUGCACCGGUGUCAUAUGAAGGGAUGGAUGUUGACCAGCCACCCCAGCCUCCAGCACCGAAGAAGCCUAAAGCUACGGUCCAACGCAAGUCGGCGAGCCAGAAGGCUAUGGAACUCAAGGAGCGUGACGUUCGUGUCCUUAUCCGAAGUUUGCAACGAUGGGGCGAUAUCCGCCAGAGAUACGAUGUCAUUGUUAACGAGGCCAAGCUACAAGACAAGAACAAGGGCAUGAUUCUCGAUGUUGCCGACGACAUUAUCGAGAUUUGCUCUCAAGCCAUCAAGGAUGAUCAAGAACAGAAGCGCAGGAAGCUCGCAGCCGGCGAAACGCUCAGCAACGCUCAGAAGAGUAAAGCGGUUCUAGUCACCUGUCGCGGGGUCGGUAACAUCAACGCGGAGACCGUCCUUUCUCGUCAUCACGAUCUCAGCAUCCUUUACAAUAUUCUUUCCGAGCUAGAUGACCCCUACACUUGGUCGAUACCCAUCGACAACAUCCGCCCGACGCUAAACUGGUCCGGUCGAUGGGGCCCUCAAGACGAUUCGAUGUUGCUUGUUGGCGCUUACCUGUACGGCUUCGGCAACUGGGAAGCGAUGCAGAAAGACCCCAAGCUUGGUCUCGAAGGCAAAUUCUUCCUCGAGGAAGGCAAGAAAGGCGAAGACUCUUCAAGUCGACCUAUACCAAACGCCAUUCACCUUGUUCGACGAGGCGAUUUCCUGUUGGGCAUAUUGCGGGAACAUGUCGAGAAAUUACGUUCGUAUGAGAGUUCGUUGAGGGAUAAAGGGCUCAAAGUUUCAACCUCUCCUCCUCCGAUAGCUGUAGCAUCGACUUCUUCCUAUUCGAGUUCCUUGAAGAGGAGGGCUGAGAGUGAGGCUAUGGCUACCAUUGACGAUGGCUCCUCGAGGAAGCGCAAACGAAGACCGACGCCGACGUUCACCGACUCCUCUUCAUCUGAUGAAUGUCCGUCAAUGGAUGAAGCUGCAACCAAGGAAGAGCUCCGACCCGUCAAGAGGCAGCUCAAACAACUCAAACUUUCGGGUGAAGACAUGCCUCGAGAUGACAAGGUGGCCAUCCUCAAAGACUCUCUUGCCGCAAUCGGUCGACGCAUCGAGAUCGUCCUCGCGCAGAAGAGCGCUGCUGGCGAAGACCGUGAACGGUGGCGUCGUCAUCUGUGGACGUUCGUCACGCUCUUCUGGCCGAAGAAGGUGAAGGCAUCCAAGCUCGAAGAGAUCCACGCCAAGAUGGUCAUGAAGGAGUCUGGCCCUCGCAACGUCGCCCAUGCAUCUUCAAGUGACCCUAACAAAAAGUCACGCCCAAUCGCUAGCGGCAGCGGUAGCAAGGCGAACGGUUCCUCCUCGAUGAGCAGCAUGAACGCCAUCCGGUCAAAUGGAAAAUACCGGUGAAACCAAUAGACUCUUUUUUCCUCGUUUCUUUCACUUGACAUUUUCCUCUCACUCUUCUCGUUUCCAUUCUCGUCUCCUCCUUGGUUACCUCGUCCGACUUUUUAUUCAUUUCGUAUUCGUUAGUUUAUUGGUCUCUUCAAGUUCUUUCACUUUCCCUCCUCUCCUAUGUCGGUAUCUCCGCCCCUUGUAUCCCAUAUACGCGCUGUCGCAACCCACAUCAUUGUAUCACAACCCUCUCAAAGUACUUGUAAAUAUCGUAAUGAGAAUGAAGCAAUUCCCGCCUGGAAACAAGUG
Coprinopsis cinerea okayama7#130 is the source of this 4620-nucleotide messenger RNA. RefSeq names its product transcription regulator. Gene Ontology annotation, molecular function: ATP-dependent chromatin remodeler activity; DNA binding; ATP hydrolysis activity. Lineage: Eukaryota; Fungi; Basidiomycota; Agaricomycetes; Agaricales; Psathyrellaceae. The transcript has 18 exons. Bases 1 to 4326 code for a protein of 1441 amino acids. Gene Ontology annotation, cellular component: chromatin; nucleus. The record is from RefSeq and is a predicted model, not a curated record. Gene Ontology annotation, biological process: regulation of transcription by RNA polymerase II; nucleosome organization.